Molecule: messenger RNA, 948 nt
Organism: Chaetomium strumarium
Lineage: Eukaryota; Fungi; Ascomycota; Sordariomycetes; Sordariales; Chaetomiaceae
Product: peptidyl-tRNA hydrolase
Exons: 1
Coding region: 91-696 (201 amino acids)
Molecular function (GO): peptidyl-tRNA hydrolase activity
Source: RefSeq, a predicted model, not a curated record
GCGAACAACGGGGCAGACGCCGCCGCCGACGGACCCCGGCAGAUACACAUUCACUUCCUUCGCUACGUACCAGCGCCAACAGAAUUCCAAAUGCCCGACUUAAAACGCAUCAUCAUCGUAAGCCUGGGCAACCCGGGUCGCGCCCUGGACACAUACCACUCGGCCGGCCAUCAGGUGCUUGAGUUACUCCCCCUCCAGCUAGGCCGUCAGCACCCGAGUUUCGACAACAUGCGCAUCGCGAAAAAGACCACGCGCUGUUCUAUCGGCCAGCGAUAUUCCCUCUUCCAAAGCCCGACAGUUAUGAACGUGUCCGGACCGUGGGUGUCCAAAGCCUACCACGAACACCUCGCCGAACAGAAACUCAAGCCGGGAGAGGUCGGGUUCGUACUCGUGCACGAUGACAUGGAGGAGGAACUAGGCGCGGUUAAGAUCAGGGAAUGGGACAGGAGCCACCGGGGCCACAACGGGGUCAAGAGCGUCAAGGAGUCCCUCAGGGCGUAUCCAGAGGGCAGCUGGGCACGCGUGUCGGUGGGAAUCGGCAGGCCUAGGGAAGACCCCAAGGCACGGGAUCGCAAUACGGUGUCUGACUUCGUGCUGAUGACAAUCCCCCCGAAAGAACGGGAGGUCUUGGAGACAGUCGGGCCGCCCAGAUUACUCGAUUGCCUCUAUGAGUUGGAGGCGAAAUGGGGGAGGUAAGCGUUGGGCUAACCGCACCCAUUGCGAUUAACCGCCAUAUGGGACUGGCGGCCGCAACAUGCCGUAUGUAAUGCAACCAAACCGUGAUACCCCAAUUGGCGCCCUUACGUCGCCACGCUCCAGGCGUGAUGCCCUCGGGUAGAGGCAUUCGUGACAGCGGACAGGAAAUGCGCGGAGGUGGUGGCGCCCACCGGAACGGAUGUUGUCUAUCAGACGCUGCCGCUCGUUGCAGAGCACUUGAUUUUCAGUAUU